Closterium sp. NIES-67 is the source of this 4486-nucleotide messenger RNA. Lineage: Eukaryota; Viridiplantae; Streptophyta; Zygnematophyceae; Desmidiales; Closteriaceae. The record is from the annotation of a GenBank genome assembly.
AUCUAGUUUGCAGUAUCUUGUAGGAGCAAUGUAACUCCACGACCGAUAGCCAUUAUGAUUCAUCGACCUGAGUCGCGAUUCUCACACUGCUGAUUUCACAGGCGCCAUUCUUGAAUUCACAGGACGCUAGAGCACCGGCUUUGAGGCGCGUCGAAAGCAGCAGAUCCGACUCAGGCAUGUCCCCCCUUUCCCCCAGGCGCUGGCGCGCGGGGGAGAGGGUGGAAGUUGCUCCUCGGGGGGAGGGUUUCCAGGGCGCUUGGUUCACUGCCGUGCUGCUGGCGGUAGACAGAGGCAGGCGGAUGGGUUCAGUGCGGUACGAGGAGAUGAUGGAGGAGGACGGGGUGACCAGGCUGACUGAACACGUCAGCUUGGAUCAGAUCCGCCCCGUGCCACCUGUCAUUGAUGGGGAUGACCCUGCCACGUGGGAUGAGGGCCAUCCCGUGGAGGCGUGGGACAAUGAUGGCUGGUGGGUCGGCACAAUCGUUGGCCGCGACUUCAGGCGCCGAACCAUGCCCCAUCCCGAACCUCCCGGUGCCGUGCCUGGCGCUAGGCUCGGCACCGAGGCUGACGUGCUGGCGUUCAGGGUGUAUUUCCAGGGAUCAACGGAGCAGAAGGUGUUUCUGGCCCGUGACCUGCGCACGAGAAUGGACUGGCUUCAUGGCAAGUGGAUCUCUCUGGGGCCCGUGGCUGCUGACGCUGACGCUGCUGCUGACAUGUCUCCUUCGUCUGCUGACGCUGCUGCUGCUGCUGCUGCUGCUGCCGGUGAUGCUGCUGCUGCUGCUGCUGCUGCUGCUGCUCCUGCCGUUACUGCCGCUGUAACUUCUGCUGCUAUCACUCAUGUAGCUAUGGGUAUUGCUAAUGUAUCAGCUUGUGCUGAUGCUGUAACGGAUGCUGUAACGGAUCCUGAAGCUGAUGCUGUAACCAUGCAAGACAUGGCAGCCGGAGGAGGAGCAGCGGGAGCAGCAGCAGAGGAAGGAGGCAAGGCAGCAUUACUAGCUGAUGGAAGAGGGGCUUCUUUGGCUUCAGGGCCCGAGACUCAGGCGGGGGAGACUCAGGCGGGGGAGACUCAGGCGGGGGAGGAGUCUGUGAUGGAGGGGAGAGCAGGAGCCGAGGAAAGGGAUGACGUGGCUGCAGCAGCAGCAGCAGCAGCAGCAGCAGCAGCAGCAGCAGCAGCAGCAGCAGCAGCAGCAGGGGAAAGAGAAAGAGGAGCACUACCAGCAGCAGAACGAUUAGCUGCAGCAGCAGUAGCAGCAGCAGACGAAGCAGGUCAUUCGCCAUCAGCAGGAUCACCAGCAGCGGAACAUGAAGCAGCAGCGCCAGGAGUGAAGGAGUGCGUUGAUGAGUGUGGAUUGGAGGGCGGGGUGAACGAGGGUGGUAUGGGGCAGGGUGGGUUGAAGGAGCAGGCUGCUGGUCACCAGGAGAUAGAUUCAGGGGAGCCGUUUUCUUGUGGGCCGGUGACAGUAGGACAGUGUGACAUUAGUGAAGGGCGGGCGGCGCCUGUGAGUGUGGGUGGUGCUAGUGAUCCUAAAGAAUGUCAGAGAGGAGGUGACGGAGGGAAUGGCGAGGAGUGGGGUGGAGAGGGAGAGUGUGAAGAGAAAAUGAGGGGUGGAGAGGGGAAGAGUGAAGAGAAAGAGAGGGGUGGAGAGGGAAAGAGUGAGGAGAAAGAGAGGGUUGGAGAGGGGAAGAGAGAAGAGAAAGAGAGAUGGAGAGAGGGGAAGAGUGAAGUGAAAGAUAGGGGUGGAGAGGGGGAGUAUGAAGAGAAAGCGAGGGGAGGAGAGGAAGGGGCCACAGGCCUAGCCACCGUCCUUGGCAGCAAGGCACGCAUAUCUGUGCACGUGCUUGGUGCAGCGAGAGGGGAUGAAGGGGAGGAAAGGGAACCAGGCUUCGAUGCGAGGUCGCCACCAGACGGGAGUGGUGGUGGGCGUGAGUGCAGGGCAGCUGGGAAUGUGCCACAGGCAGUAGGAGGCGCUCCAACAGUAGCAGGCAGACCUGUGCACGUGCUUAGUGCAGUGAGAUUCGAGCGGGUGGUGCCGGAUGGCGGUAAAGGUGCGAGGUCACCACCACUCGAGAGCAGCGGUGAGGGUGAGGGUAAAGGCAGGGCAGCAGAAUAUGCGAUACACGUGCCAGCACCUGAGGUUGAGGGAUUAGCAGCUUUGGAGAAGCGUAGAAGCACCACGUGUCAGCCCCUCAGUGAUUCCUGUCCGGAUAAACCCUGUCAGGUUAAAUCCUGUCCAGAUAAACCCUGUCAGGAUAAACCCUGUCCAGAUAAACCCUGUCAGGAUGACCCCUGGGAUCUGAGCGCUGCUACUGGUUGUUCCAAUGCUGGUGCUGGAGAGAGGGAGGCUCCACUGAUCGUCUACAAGCGAAGGAGGACAGCGCAGGGGUGGGUGGGCCGAUGCCUAGACAUGCAGAGACAGAAGAUUCAAUUCUGCUCUCAAAUUCUAAGUCAGACAAUUAAGGGGGGAGGAGUCCCGUUGGUGGGUGUUUCUCUUGCAGAAGCAGCAGGUGGAGGAGGGGGUGAGCCAGCAGGAAGACACUCGGUGGCGCCUCAGGGCGGGGGCAAGCAGGCUGCACUGCUGCAGGAAACGCAGGGGGCAGGAGGGGGGAGGCAGGCAGAUGGGGGAGAUAAGAGUGCAGCAGGUGGGACUGGGGGAGGGAGAGGGAGGCUUUCAAGGCAGUGCAAGGCGUCUAGGGUUUAUGCCAAGAUGUUGGGAAAGGGAGGAGGAGUAGAAGGGAGAGGCGGAGCAGAAGGGAGAGGAGGAGUAACAGAAGGGAGAGGAGGAGGUUUGAAGGCCACCUCGCAUGCACCAAGCACCCUUCCUCCGUUCACCUCCAGCACAGGAUUGAAAACGAAGGCAGCAGCAGCAGCUGCUUCUGCUUCUGCUACUGCUGCUGCUGCUGCCCCUGCCACACCCGCCGCAUUUCCCACCACACCUGCUGCAACUCCUGCCGCACCCGAUGGUGCGCCUGCCACCCCUGCAGCAAUGCCUGCAGCGAUGCCUGCAACGAUGCCUGCAGCGAUGCCUGCAGCAAUGCCUGCAGCGAUGCCUGCAGCGAUGCCUGCAGCGAUGCCUGCAACGCCCAUGGUGGGUGGGGAGAGGCCACGGGCACCUCCAGUCGCAAAGGCGAUCUCUGAGGCGCCUCAUGUAAGGCGAGCAGGAGGGGGGAGUGUAGGUGACAGGAGAAGGGAGUUGAUUGGGGUGGAUGUUGGGGAGCAGGGAGUGGCGAGGGUGGAGGGAGUGGUGGAGGUGGAUGAGUGGGGAGAGGUGGGGGGGGAGCAGGAGAGGGCAGGUGGGGGAGCGGUGGUGGAAAUUGAGGAUGAUGGGGAGGAGGUGGAUGUGGAGGAGUUGAGAGAGGUGCAUGGUGUCAAGGAAGGCGGUGAUAAUGAUGCUGGUGUGGAGGAGGAUGAGGACGAUGAAGAGGAUGACGAAGAUGAUGAUGAGGAUGAUGAUGUGGUGGAGGUGGUGGGGGAGGAGGUAUGUGUGAGCAUAGUGCAGCAUAGACCAGGAGAAGCGGCAGUACCAGCAGGAGAACCGGUGCACCGGCAUGUGAAUGUGACAUCCCCCUCGGGUCUCACCACAGCAGCAGGACAGACCAACUUCUCCACACUGGCCCUUACAGCAGCGCAUGCCAAAGCACAUCCACAUGCAAGAGCACAUACAAAUACAACAGCGUACACAGAAGCGUGCACAUCUGCACCUGCAGGCAUGGCAGCAGCUCCCCACACACCAGCAGCACCUUCAGUCCAUCACUGUGCGCCUGUUACCUCGCCAUUCCAGCCAACCCUAGGAGCUGCACGGCUGUGCUCCGAGCAGCACAUCGGCGGGGUGAAGAGACAGCGGUUCUUUGGCACCUGGAGCCGCCAGGGGCCUCUUUUCCACAGCCGCGACACGCUGCAGACACACAAUGGACCGGGGGCCACUACUGAGAACAAAGAGUACUGUGGGGUGUCGACUCGAUCACUCUAUGGAGGGGGGGAUAUGAGGCAUGUAGCUGGUGGGGUAGAGAGAGAGGUGGUGCUUGGGGGAGGGGAUACGGGGGUCCAGGCAGUGGCAGAGGCGGCAUACGGGGGGGUGCUGCAUGCGCUGUGGGUGCAGGGAGGGGGAGAGGGCAUCACGUGGGAUAAGGAAGUGCUGCUGACAGACCUCCGCCGGGCUUUAAGUAUUUCCAACGACCAGCACUCUCGCCUGCUUGCUGCUCUGCUCUCACAGGAUGCGACAGCUGAUGCCAGCUGGUAAUUUGAUGUCAAAAUUGAUACUUCAGUUUGUUUCAUGCAGCAUAUGAUUGUGAAGGCGUCUCGCAUAGGCAGCGGCAGUGUGGUACUAGCAUGAGAGCUACUACUUGUACCAGGCUUCCCACCAGCAUGCGGAUCUAGCGUAACUGUGACUUCUCCACAAUGGAAAUUCGACUCCAUGCAUCUUACAGCCUGCAUGGCGGGGGACUUCAGGCAUCCUUCGGUAGAGAUGAAUAAAGAUUCAGUGUACAU